This is a messenger RNA of Phyllotreta striolata, 603 nucleotides long. The record is from the annotation of a GenBank genome assembly. Lineage: Eukaryota; Metazoa; Arthropoda; Insecta; Coleoptera; Chrysomelidae.
UUUUUAUUUUGACAAGUGACAUUUUGAAUUGAGAGGUUAUAAGAAAAGUUAAAACUAGAUUUAUUAAAAAAUACCAAAAUAUGGCUAAAUAUUUUGGUGUGGAUAAGAUUUUUGCAUUUCUCAGAACAAUUAAAGAAACUGGAGGUAUACGAGCUUCAUUAUAUAAAAUUUACAGGUUCGACAAUCUGAGGCCAGGAACUUUGGUAGGAACUGAUAAAUUUGGUAACAAAUAUUUCGAAAAUCCUCACUACUUUUAUGGCAGGAAUCGUUGGGUUGAAUAUGCUCCAAAAUACGGAAUGGACUAUGAUGGUAGCCAAGUACCAGCAGAAUGGUUCGGUUGGUUACAUUAUAAAACCGAUUAUUUACCAACAAACGAUCCCACCAGACCUAAAUACGAAUGGAUGGCGGAACACACCGAGAACAUGAGUGGUACUCCAGGUCAGUUCAUGCCUUAUUCCACAACGACACCAAAAAUACAAGCGUGGGUCCCACCAAAAAAUUAAACUAAUUAAUUAGUGGCCACUUGUUAAAUCGAUUGUGUAAAAGAGCCUACGGCUCAUGUAGUUUAUUUAAUUUGUAUAAUAUUAUAAGUUUGUUUCUGCA